AUGAUGCCCAACAUCAGAACCAAGAACAUUUAUGAGGCAGUCAUGCACAAACAAAGAGUGGCUGAGGCCAGAAGGCAGUCUGAAAUGAUGGAAAACAAGAAGUUUUUCCAGGAUUCUGACAGACCGGCCAAAGAGGAACUAUAUCCGACCAAAUCGGAGUCGGAUCUAAACGAGGCUGACCGGGGCACCAAAGAACAAAAAAGCCAUAAAAUCGAUGAACCUACUGAACAAAGUCUCGUUUUGCAGCAGAAUCUUGACGAACUGGAGCGGCUUGAAGCGGAGGAACAUGAAUUUGAAUUGAUACAGAAGAAGGUUAUUGACGAUCAGAAGCGUCUUGAACAAGUGGCAGCUGAAAGGCAAGAGAUAGACGAUUCUCGGUGCCAGCGACAUUAUGAAAAGGUUCUCUUGCGCCAGCAAACUGCUGCCCUAAAACGACGUUCUCAACAGAUUAGGAACGACUUGACCCGGGAUCUAACUUGGCUUUCCCGCCUCCAGGGUUCGGAAGAGGAGGCGGGAGAUGGCCAACGGGUAUCGGGACCUAAUGAAAAUGAUGAAAUUGGGAAACAACUCACAGAAGUCAGGACGAUGCUAGAAGAGGACUUGCGUCGUGAGACACGUCGAGAAGCUUAUAUGGAUGAGAUGCUCGCUUCCGAGGCCGCAGAACUAUGGAAGAAGCGGGAACAGGAAUGGAAAAUAGAGGAAGAAGCUCGUCAACGACUUUUGUGUAAUGUUUUGUCAACAUACCGCGAGCACAUUGAAUGCCGCCUCAAGGCGCUGAGGGAGAUAAGGGAGGAGAGAGAGGCGAGGCGCGAGGAGUUGCUGCGCAACAUCGAAGCAGCCAAGUCCCAAGUGAAAAAGCCUACGACCAGAGAGGAACGCCAAAACCUUGAAGACGACUGCCGCCCCGCGGUGUCAGCAGAAGCCUCCAUUCACUCCGAAAAGGUCGCCAGACGUCGGGCUGAGGAAGCGUAUGCUGCCACACUGCGUGAAGAGGCUGCUAAAAUGAAUAUGUCAGUUGAGGAACUUAUGAAAGUGGCGUCUGGAUUUAAUUCGAAUCGUGCACCCUUUCCGAGCCAACGACGCAAAACCCAGCUAUGGUAA
Molecule: messenger RNA, 1101 nt
Organism: Mesocestoides corti
Lineage: Eukaryota; Metazoa; Platyhelminthes; Cestoda; Cyclophyllidea; Mesocestoididae
Source: the annotation of a GenBank genome assembly